Messenger RNA from Drosophila melanogaster (fruit fly), 1380 nucleotides. RefSeq names its product ribosomal protein S5a (gene RpS5a). Lineage: Eukaryota; Metazoa; Arthropoda; Insecta; Diptera; Drosophilidae. Gene Ontology annotation, cellular component: small ribosomal subunit; cytosolic ribosome. The record is from RefSeq and is marked reviewed. Bases 579 to 1265 code for a protein of 228 amino acids. Gene Ontology annotation, biological process: translation. Gene Ontology annotation, molecular function: RNA binding; structural constituent of ribosome. The transcript is spliced from 5 exons.
UGUUCUUUUUCAGGCGUUUGCCUUUGCGCUGACAUCGUAUCUCGAUUUCUUCUGUGACAAAGUAAGGGAUUUUCAACGUUUAAUUGUGUGGAUUGUGGCCAGAGGAUGGCCAAAAGACGGCUAAACGCUGGCAACUAGUGUGGAUACUAAGGGUUUUGUGAAUUUACUGCGGCAAACUGCGGAAUAUUGCCAUUUCCACCGAAAUGAGGUUAAAAACGGGCGGCUUUUUGUUUGUGUGUGUGCGCGCGAGUGCAACUGUGUGUGUGCGUCACACGUGUUUGUUUCCCCUUUUUUUUUGUAUAUUUUUUUUAUCUGCUUGCAGCGCAAGAAUAUGUUUAAUACAAUAUACAUCCACGUAUAUUGAGCCAAUUAUCCAAAAGGAUAACCUUCAAGAAAGUAUAAACCCUUAAAAACUCGCAAUUCAACAACAACAACGCGCGUGUGUUUUUUACGGUGCUUAUGCGUGUGUGUGUGUGCGUAUAGCGCCCAUCUACAGUUUAAAAAAAACGUGUUAACGCAGGAAAACUACUUAAAUAUGUAUUUAAAAGUUAUUGUGACCCUUUUUGUAUACUUAAACCAUGGCCGAAGUUGCUGAAAACGUGGUGGAGACCUUCGAGGAGCCAGCGGCACCUAUGGAAGCCGAGGUGGCCGAGACGAUCCUGGAGACAAAUGUGGUGUCCACCACUGAGCUGCCGGAGAUCAAGCUGUUCGGCCGCUGGUCUUGCGACGAUGUCACCGUUAACGACAUCUCUCUGCAGGAUUACAUCUCGGUGAAGGAGAAGUUUGCCCGCUAUCUUCCCCAUUCCGCCGGACGUUAUGCCGCCAAGCGUUUCCGCAAGGCCCAGUGCCCCAUUGUGGAGCGUUUGACCUGCUCCCUGAUGAUGAAGGGUCGCAACAACGGCAAGAAGCUGAUGGCCUGCCGCAUCGUCAAGCACUCGUUCGAGAUCAUUCAUCUGCUCACCGGGGAGAACCCUCUGCAGAUCCUGGUCAGCGCCAUCAUCAACUCGGGACCCCGUGAGGACUCCACCCGUAUUGGACGUGCCGGUACCGUCCGUCGCCAGGCCGUCGAUGUGUCGCCCCUGCGUCGCGUCAACCAGGCUAUCUGGCUGCUGUGCACUGGAGCUCGUGAGGCUGCCUUCAGGAACAUCAAGACCAUCGCCGAGUGCCUGGCUGAUGAGCUGAUCAACGCUGCUAAGGGAUCUUCCAACUCGUACGCCAUCAAGAAGAAGGAUGAGUUGGAGCGUGUCGCCAAGUCCAACCGUUAAGGAGACAUCAUCACCAGCAAAAACAAACUUCUGUCUGUUUUUUUUUAUACAAAUAACGUGUGUACACUGAGAAAUGAUACACUAAAACUAAAAUAAACAACAAGAUGAAAAAUUC